GUUCAACCCCACCACCACCUCUCCAGUCAUCAGCUCGGUUGUUGCUCCGCGACUCACCACGAUCCAAGCCGCUCCACAUAGGAGAAGAACAUCCCCGAUCUCUCAGACAAUUUCAACUUGCCCCAGCAACCAAAGACACUGACCAGUGGUACUGGACAUACACAUACCCACCAAAAAAAAAAUGUCCACCACCGACGACCCCCCCGCCGACCCCCCCACCACAGCGCCAUCCUUCAUCCCGCUCGAAGCCAACCCGGAGCUGCUCACCAGCCUGCUGCACAAGCUGGGCCUCUCGCCGGCGCUGGCCAUGCACGACGUGUACUCGCUGACCGACGCGUCGCUGCUGUCCUUCAUCCCGCGCCCGGCGCUGGCGCUGCUGCUGGUCUUCCCCCUCACCGCGGCGUACGAGUCGCACCGGCUGGCCGAGGACGCGCUGCAGCCGGCGUACGAGGGCGCGGGCCCCGCCGAGCCGGUCACCUGGUUCAAGCAGACAAUCCGCAACGCCUGCGGCCUGGUCGGCCUGCUGCACGCGGCCGCCAACGGGCCCGCGCGCGGGUUCGUCGGCGAGGGCACGCCGCUGGACGCGCUGCUGCGGGAGGCCGAGCCGCUGGGCCCCGCGGAGCGCGCGGCGCUGGUGGAGCGCGACGGGGCGCUGGCGCGCGCCCACGGCGAGGUGGCCCGCCGCGGGGACACGGCGGCGCCCGACGCCGCCGAUGAUGUCGAUCUGCACUAUGUGUGUUUCGUCAAGGGCCGCGAUGGCGGGUUGUGGGAGAUGGAUGGCCGGCGGAAGGGCCCGCUGCGGAGGGGGGAUCUCGAGGAGGCGGAGGACGUGCUGAGCGAGAAGGCGCUCGCGCUGGGGCCGCUCAAGUUUUUGGAGCGGGAGGCGGCGGAUCUGAGGUUCAGCUGUGUCGCGCUGGCGGGGAGCUUGGACUAGGGUAGGGGCCGGGAAAGGGGUGAGUGGGUAGGAGUUCGAGCGGCAGGAUACUGGAACGGUUGUGUAUGGGUCGGGGAUAAGGACAACGGGAUUGGAAGCGGGUUCUCAUCGGCUUAGCCGGAGUAGAAGAAAUCUUCUGGCCAUAGGCUGCCAUACCAUGAAUUUGGUGCACCAUAGAGGGUAGCCGGGAUUUUGAUUCUCAUACGGAGUAAACAAUUAGAUUUAUAUCUCGGUCGAGUGAGCGACUACUGUACAUG
This is a messenger RNA of Thermothielavioides terrestris NRRL 8126, 1191 nucleotides long. RefSeq lists its product as uncharacterized. The transcript has a single exon. Gene Ontology annotation, cellular component: cytoplasm. Bases 182 to 934 code for a protein of 250 amino acids. NCBI's taxonomy places the organism in Eukaryota, Fungi, Ascomycota, Sordariomycetes, Sordariales, Chaetomiaceae. Gene Ontology annotation, molecular function: cysteine-type deubiquitinase activity. Gene Ontology annotation, biological process: ubiquitin-dependent protein catabolic process; protein deubiquitination. The record is from RefSeq and is a predicted model, not a curated record.